Sphaeramia orbicularis (orbiculate cardinalfish) is the source of this 2278-nucleotide messenger RNA. RefSeq lists its product as uncharacterized. Lineage: Eukaryota; Metazoa; Chordata; Actinopteri; Kurtiformes; Apogonidae. The transcript is spliced from 4 exons. The record is from RefSeq and is a predicted model, not a curated record. Gene Ontology annotation, molecular function: GTP binding. The coding region runs from base 77 to 2278 and encodes 733 amino acids.
AUAAAAGAAUAUGGUCCAUAUAAGGGAGUGAAACACUGCAGAGUCCCAGUUCAGCUGUUGACUCUGCCCUUUAAACAUGGCCAGCACAUUCUUCCACACCAGCGAUCCGACCCGUGAGGAGCUGAGGAUUGUGAUGGUCGGGAAGACCGGAGUCGGGAAGAGCGAGACUGGAAACACCAUCCUCGGGCGUCAGUGCUUUGAGUCAAAGUUCAGCGCAGUAUCUUUAACCGCCGAGUGCUCUAAAGGCGUCUCCAGCAGGGACAGACAGAAGGUGGCCGUCAUCGACACCCCGGGCCUGUUCGACACCAAAGUCAACCAGGAAAAAACGAAAAAAGACAUAGCCCAGUGCAUCUCCUUCUCCUCUCCGGGGCCUCAUGUCUUCCUGGUGGUCAUCAGACUGGGAAGGUUCACACAAGAAGAACACAGCACGGUGCAGAUGAUCCAGGAGAUGUUUGGUUCGGCCGCAGACAAAUACAGCAUGGUGCUCUUUACCCACGGCGACCUCCUCCAUAACACCACCGUCGAGGAGUUCAUGAAGGACUGUCCGGAGCUACAGGAAGUUGUGAGAAGGUGUAACGGACAGUACCACGUCUUCAAUAACAUGUUGACGGAUCGCUCUCAGGUCACAGAGCUGCUUAUGAAGAUCAGAAAUAUAGUCCAGAAGAACGGAGGAAGCCACUACACCACUGAGAUGUUCCAGGAGGUAGAGAGGACUAUUGAAGAGGAAAAACUACGCAUCCUGAGGGAAAAAGAACAGGAGAAACAAAAAGAGAAAGAAGAGCUGGAAAAGAGACUACGAGCGGAAUUUAAUGAAAAUAUGAUGAAAUUAAUUCAGCAACACAAGCUUGAAAUGGAGAAGGAGAGGAGGCAGAGAGAACGGGAAAGACAAGAGAUGAAUGUUCAGAUCAGUGACUUAAGACGGGAUGGGGAGAGGUUAGUUUAUGACCUGAAGGAGAUGGAGAUGGCCAAGAAUCGGGCGUCGCUUAAGAUGGACGACGUGCGCAACAGGGACCAUAAAGAAAAGGAGAGGCUGCGGUCGGCACUUGAAGAUUUAAAACUGGAAGUCGCUCAAGAAAAAGAGAGGAGCAACAAACAGAGAUAUGAGAUGGAUGAUAAAAUCCAGAAGCUGAAGAUGGAGAGCAAGGAGAUGCAGAUGAGGUGGGAGAGCGAGAAGCAGGCUGAGGCCGACCGAAAACGAAGGGAAAGGGAGAUUCAAGAAUUAGAGACGGACUUCGUGAGAAACCUGAAAGCCAAAAAAGACGACCUGGAAGAUCGGUAUAAGCGCGACGCUAGAAUGAAAGCAGAGAAAAAGGGUUCGGUACUCGAAGAUCCGACUUGUGAGGAGCUGAGGAUCGUGAUGGUCGGCAAGACCGGGGUCGGGAAGAGCAAGACCGGAAACACCAUUCUGGGACAUCAGUGUUUUGAGUCCAAGUUCAGCGCUACGUCGAUAACUGCCGAGUGCUGUAAAGGCGUCGCCAACGUGGACGGACAAAAGGUCACGGUUAUCGACACCCCGGGCCUGUUUGACACCAAAGCUGACCACGAAACAACCAGUCGGGACAUAGCCCAGUGCAUCACCUUCUCUUCUCCAGGACCUCACAUCUUCCUGGUGGUCAUCAUGCUGGGAAGAUUCACACAAGAAGAAACUCAGACCGUUCAGAUGAUCCAAGAGAUGUUUGGCUCGGCUGCAGACAAAUACAGCAUGGUGCUCUUCAGCCACGGUGACCUCCUUCAGAAAACCACCAUCGAGGAGUUCUUGAACGACAGCCCAGACCUGCACGAACUUGUGGAAAGGUGUAACGGACAGUACCAUGUCUUCAACAACGAGGUGGAGGAUCGUUCACAGGUCACCGAGCUGUUCCAGAAGAUCAGAAAUAUCGUCCAGAAGAACGGAGGAAGCCACUACACCAAUGAGAUGUUCAAGGAGGCAGAGAGGCUGAUCGAAGAGGAAAAACAACGCAUCCUGAUGGAAAAAGAGGAGGAAAUACGCAAAGACGAAGAAGAGCUGAAGCAGAGACUACGAGCGGAAUACCGCGAGAAGCUGAGGAGAUUAAUCCAACAGCACCAACUUCAGUUUGUGGGAGAAGAUCAGCAGAUGAGUACGGACAGGGAAAAGUUACAGGAAGAGUAUUCAAGGAUGCUGCAAGUAGAGAAAGCAAACCUGAUCAAAGGGCAUGAGCUAGAGGCCAGACAGGACGCCGAGAAGAGAAACCCAGCUAUGGCUGUUAUUCACCUGGUCCGCGAAAAACUAAAAUCACUGUUGAAUUUUGGAAAAUAG